Molecule: messenger RNA, 528 nt
Organism: Lodderomyces elongisporus
Lineage: Eukaryota; Fungi; Ascomycota; Pichiomycetes; Serinales; Debaryomycetaceae
Gene: ARF3
Product: Arf3p
Exons: 2
Coding region: 1-528 (175 amino acids)
Biological process (GO): intracellular protein transport; vesicle-mediated transport
Cellular component (GO): cytoplasm; plasma membrane
Molecular function (GO): GTP binding; GTPase activity
Source: RefSeq, a predicted model, not a curated record
AUGGGUAACUUAAUGUCUAAAUUGUUUAAGAAUCGAGAAAUGAGAAUUCUCAUGCUUGGCCUCGAUAAUGCGGGCAAGACAACUAUAUUGUACAAGUUGAAGCUAGGCAAAACUUCCAAAACAGUGCCCACUGUGGGAUUCAACGUGGAGACAGUUAAGCACAAGAACGUGUCAUUUGCAGUAUGGGAUUGUGGCGGACAAGAACGUAUCCGUCCAUUAUGGAGACACUACUUCACCGGUACCAAUGCUUUAAUCUAUGUAGUGGAUUCAAGCGAUGAGCAAAGAUUGGAAGAGUCAAAACAAGAGUUGUACAGAAUUAUAACGGAUAAGGAACUAAACAACUGUCUUCUUGUCGUGUUGGCAAAUAAACAAGAUGUCGACGGUUCUAUAAAACCCAAGACCUUGAUUGAAAAAUUUGAAUUGAAUAAGUUGAGUGGCAAGCACACAUGGAGUGUCAUUCCAACAGUGGCCAUUGACGGCACUGGUUUGGUGGAGACUUUGAACUGGAUCUCAUCGCAUUCGAAGUAA